GAGGUACAAUAUUUCCUAAUCUUAAAACCAAAACUGAUUUUAACGUUUUUUUCUUCUAUCAGUGUUGGAUUUUAGAAGCAAUGGACAGCCAUCUUUGUUGAUGCUGGCAAGUUUAGUUUAAAGUCAGUGUUAAGGAGCGCGGAGACCUACUUUCUUCAUUGGAUCCAGGUCCAGGUAUCGUCUGAUGCGGAAAGACAUAAACAAAAAUGAGCGAUAACGAACACACGUCAGAUAGUAGCAGUUCUGAUGAGAGUACAGCUGACUUAUCGGCUGGUGCUGUUCCGGGGAGAAUUGGACCUACAAGGAGAUCACUAGAAAAGGUUGAGAAAACAUGUUACCCAUCACCGAAGUCUCUGAAAAGUACUAAGCAGUUAACAAGCGGAGCUUCAACAGAUAUCUUGUCAAAAUAUCGUGGUCUUAAAGUUUUUUGGUCACCCCUUUGUCUGAUAAAGAAUGACGAAAACGGCCAACUCUCUUUAGAGAUGGAAGUCAUUGAAGAGAUAUCGAAAAUAGAGGAUACAGUUAAUGUCAUAGCCAUAGCUGGUCCAUACAGGUCGGGGAAAUCCUAUUUACUAAAUAGAUUGGCGAACACUGAACAAGGUUUUCGUCUUGGUCAUACUACAAAGGCGACAACAAAGGGCAUAUGGGUUCUGUGUUUAGAACACCCUAUCCGGAAAGACGAGGUUUUGAUGCUGCUAGACACUGAAGGAAUAGGAGAUGUAGCAAAGAGCGACGAUGAAAAUGACAACAGCAUUCUUAGUCUUACGACUCUUCUGACGGGGACAUUUGUUUAUAACAUGUUUGGAGUCUUAGACGAAAAACUACUGAAAAAGCUAUCUUUUGUGACAAAGAUAUCAAAGCAGAUUGCUCUGUGCAACACACUAGAUGAAGAUGACUUGCGCUACAUUCCUGAAAUGGCUUUCUAUUUCCCAUCAUUUGUAUUGUGCCUUCGCGAUUUUAGCCUAGAAAUGGAUAAUUGA
This is a messenger RNA of Mercenaria mercenaria, 980 nucleotides long. Its product is annotated as guanylate-binding protein 1-like. Lineage: Eukaryota; Metazoa; Mollusca; Bivalvia; Venerida; Veneridae. The record is from RefSeq and is a predicted model, not a curated record. Gene Ontology annotation, molecular function: GTPase activity; GTP binding. Bases 207 to 980 code for a protein of 257 amino acids. The transcript has 9 exons.